Brassica oleracea var. oleracea is the source of this 773-nucleotide messenger RNA. RefSeq names its product protein PEROXIN-4. The record is from RefSeq and is a predicted model, not a curated record. Lineage: Eukaryota; Viridiplantae; Streptophyta; Magnoliopsida; Brassicales; Brassicaceae. The coding region runs from base 138 to 611 and encodes 157 amino acids. The transcript is spliced from 6 exons.
CUUAGUCUAACUAUAGAAAGCUUCACGCCGUGAAAGUUAUCUCAUCGCCGUUUCUUCUUCGUGUUCGUUCUCUCUCCCUUGAAGUUGGCGUGAUCGUCUUCUUUGGGUAAAUUGAGUCUCAAUAGCAUCAUUCAGACAUGCAGCAAUCACGAGCGAGACUGUUCAAGGAAUACAAAGAGGUUCAGCGAGAGAAAGUAGCUGAUCCUGAUAUCCAAUUGGUGUGUGAUGAUACCAACAUUUUCAAAUGGACUGCACUUAUCAAGGGACCGUCCGAGACUCCUUAUGAAGGCGGAGUGUUUCAGCUUGCAUUUGCUGUUCCUGAACCGUAUCCUCUGCAGCCUCCUCAAGUGCGGUUCUUGACCAAAAUAUUCCAUCCCAAUGUGCAUUUCAAGACUGGAGAAAUAUGUCUUGACAUAUUGAAGAACGCGUGGAGCCCUGCGUGGACGCUUCAGUCUGUGUGUAGAGCGAUCAUAGCGUUGAUGGCUCAUCCUGAGGCGGACAGUCCUCUCAACUGCGACUCAGGUAACCUUCUAAGAUCUGGAGAUGUGAGAGGGUUCAAUUCAAUGGCACGCAUGUACACACGCCUCGCCGCUAUGCCUAAGAAAGGAUGAUCCUCUCUUGCUUUCCUUUUCUUAUGUCAUCGGGUUAUGACUCGUUUUCUUUGGAUAUGUAAUGGAAAAUAAUUUGGGAAAAUGAAUACAUUAUUAACAAUUCAUAUGUAAGGUAACAAUUUUAUUCAACUAGACACAAGUUACUCAAAAUCUUCGAACCAA